This is a messenger RNA of Fundulus heteroclitus (mummichog), 1335 nucleotides long. It is a transcript of the gene psma6l, whose product is annotated as proteasome 20S subunit alpha 6, like. The transcript is spliced from 7 exons. Bases 245 to 985 code for a protein of 246 amino acids. Lineage: Eukaryota; Metazoa; Chordata; Actinopteri; Cyprinodontiformes; Fundulidae. Gene Ontology annotation, cellular component: cytosol; proteasome core complex; proteasome core complex, alpha-subunit complex. The record is from RefSeq and is a predicted model, not a curated record. Gene Ontology annotation, biological process: ubiquitin-dependent protein catabolic process.
GCUGCUGAACUUCCUCGUUGCUGCCGCCCAAUAGCAGAGCGGCCCCUGAAAUGUAACUGAAAGAGAAAGUAAAAAGAGAAAAAGCUGAGGGAAGUUACUCCAUUAUCCUGCUUUAUCAUUCAGCGGCCAUGCUGGCUCCUACCUGCUGAACCGCCACCAGCGCUACAUUUGUCGACCAUCCUGCUCCCCACAGGUCGCUUCGGCCCCCCGCUGAGUUCAUCUGAGGUGACACCGGAGGAGGAACAUGUCCCGCGGCUCCAACGCCGGCUUUGACCGACACAUCACCAUUUUCUCUCCUGAGGGCCGACUCUACCAAGUCGAGUAUGCCUUCAAAGCCAUCUCCCAGAGCGGCCUGACGUCCGUCGGAAUCAGAGGGGCGGACAGCGUGGUGGUGGUCACGCAGAAGAAAGUGCCGGACAAGCUGCUGGACUCGUCCACCGUGACCAACAUGUUCAAUCUAACCCCUCGCAUCGGCUGUGUGAUGACGGGCCACAACGCGGACAGUCGGUCACAGGUUCACCGGGCCCGGGUGGAGGCCGGAGAAUGGAAAUAUAAGUUUGGCUAUGACAUCACGGCGGACAUGCUGUGCCGCAGGCUGGCGGAUAUUUCCCAGGUGUACACGCAGAACGCCGAGAUGAGACCGCUAGGCUGCUGUAUGAUCCUGGCGGCCAUGGACCCCCAGCAGGGCCCCGUCCUGUACAAGUGUGACCCGGCGGGCUACUACUGCGGCUUCAGGGCCACGGCGGUCGGCGCCAAACAGACGGAGGCCAACAGCUUCUUAGAGAAGAAACUUAAGAAGAAGCCAGAGCUGCACCAUGACAGAGCUGUGCAGCUGGCGAUAUCCUGCCUGUCCUCUGUGCUGUCGCUGGACUUCAAAGCCACUGAGCUGGAGAUCGGCGUGGUGACCAAAGACAAGCCCAAGUUCAGGACCCUGACGGAGGCUGAGAUUGAAGCCCACCUUGUUGCCAUAGCAGAGCGAGAGUAGAACCCCCCCCCCCCACCCCCACCCGCACAGAUAGCAGUCGACGAUUCUCCACAGCGUUUCAUAUCCAAGGGAGCUGCACUGCUGACCUUACAAAGAAGAACAGUCCUGCCUCGGUGUGUCCAGAAGAUGGAUCAUGUGCGUCUGAUCAUGAAACGCUGUCAUAAGGGGCUGAUCCAUGCUUGGCUGUGAUAUAGCUGACAUCUCCAGUGAGGUUCUUAAAUUAAACAUUCACACUUACAGUCCAACAUUUAAGUAGCUUAUUUGAUACAGUAUCAUCAUGCCUUUCUAAAUUCAACCAACCAGGGGACCUUUGUAACAGCACUUCAUAAUAAAACAUGCUGGAAAGCAGA